AAUUCUGCAGGCCAAAUAUACGACAAAGAAGGAGAAGAACCUUUGGCUGUACGGUUGGCUGCUUGUAGCGGUAUAGUUUAUUUAGAGAAGAUACAAGACGUUACAUGAGCACUGGGUGAAAAUUACCAUUUUUGAUGAAUGUAACAUGAUUCUGCAGCAUCUGUAUUAUCACUUCAAACCACAUGUGGUAAAUGAUGGGUCAGCAGCUUUCUAGCCAGGCUCACACCAGCAUCAAUAAGUUACCAGAGAAGGUGGCACGGCAUGCUGCCUUGGCACGAGAGAGUGGUUUUCUCACACACGAGGAGUUUUUGGCCAGACUGGCGGAGCUUAAUGAAAUCACUUCUCAGUUAGUUGCUGGUCAAGUGAAGCACCUGUUGUUUGAACUUCAACCUGGAUCUGACUCUUCUGCACUUUGGAAAGUUUCAGUGAAAAUAGUUUGUACAAAGAUUAACAAAGAAACCGGAGUUAUUGAAGCCUGCAGAAUAAUGAACUUGUACCAGUUCCUCCAGCUUUAUAAAGAUAUAAAAAGUCAGGCUGCGGAAGUUUUGAACAUAAGAAGUGCAGAUCAAGGGAUAUCUACAGAAAUGGCUUCUGAGUCAUCGUGUCAAGCUAGCAUGUUGAUGGGAAGGGUGAAGCAAAUGACAGAUGAAGAGGAGUGCUGCAUUUGUAUGGAUGGAAGGGCUGACCUGAUCUUGCCAUGUGCUCACAGUUUUUGUCAGAUGUGCAUUGAUAAAUGGAGUGACCGGCAUAGAAGUUGCCCUAUCUGUCGAUUGCAGGUUACUUCAGCAAAUGAAUCAUGGGUAAUGUCUAAUGCACCUACUGAAGAGGAUAUAGCAACCUAUGUUCUAAACCUCACUGAUCAAACUGGAAAUCCUCACCAACCCUAAACCAAAAAAAUCUUGAAUAAAAAAAUUAACCAUGUUCAGAAAAAUUAACAAAAUUAUUAUUUUUUUGGUUAAUGUAGGGAUUUAUAACAGAAUAUUUUAUUUUGCUGGUGAUUCAUAUUUAUCAUGGUAAAGAAAGCUGUAAAGAUUUAUAAACCCAAUAGCACUACUAUGUCUGGUUAUAAAAUACAAAAACAUAAAAUAUUUUGAUCACUUAAUGAGCACUGAGCUACUUUUUCACUGUACUUUGGCAAUAUUCAUGUAUGUAAAUAUGAAUUAUUUAAUUUUUUAAAAAACUUUUUGCUAUAUAAAUAUCUGAAUAUUUAGCAUUUAUUCUGUUUUGUUGUAUGUGCAAGACUAAUGUUCAACUUUUAAAACUCUGGUAAUGAAUUUAAAGUUACUAUUAGAUGCAUUUUACUGUAGGUUAUUGAAGCUGUUUUAAACCAUAAUCAAGUAUACUUUGCCAUCAUAAGUAAACUUGGCAUAAUACAAGUUAACAAUACAUAUUUGAAUUGUAAUGCACUAGUAUUGCUUUAUGUCAACAAAUAGUAUAUACUAUGCCUUACAUCAACUGACUACAAUUCUUGUUAUUUUUUCACCAUUUGUUUAUUGUUAAACAGCAAACAGGUUUUUGUAUUUAUCAUACUUUUAGAAGAAAACAUACUACAAAUGAUUAUUAUUCUCUUUCCUAAACAUGGUUUCACCUUUGUCAUGCAGUUUAGUUUGGGUAGCAAAUCAAACUAAAGUAGCAUACAUUUAAUCAUCGUAGUAAUAAGUGUGCAAAACUAAAAUCACAAACAAUAUCAAAGUAUUCAUAUGAUAGUAUGUUUGCCUGAAAGUACUAUGAUCAUUACCAGUGAAGAAUUUCUGACACGCAAGCUACUAAUUCAGCUUGAAGGGGUAGGUUUUCUUAGUAAAGUAAUCAUCUACCAGGCACAUUUCUUCCUGUUUUGUCACUCGGAUGUAGCAUUGAAAAAUAAUGAUCAGUUCCACUAGUUCUGGAUUUUUUCCCCAGUAAUCUAAUGUACUUCCAUUUGAAGAGAUUGGCAUUUAUGUCAAGUAUCAUAGACCCCUCACAACAAUUAAAUAGUAGCAUUUAAUAUUGUGAACAUUUUCAACUUAAUAUUGUUUAUGAAACAAUAAAUGCAGUUUGUAAUGUGAGUUUUACAGAGUAAAUUGGGAUUCUUUCAUUAUUUUACUGUUCAUUCAUUACUAUUCAUUUUUGAAUUAACCAGAGCCAAAGUGGGCUCCCAUGUGGUGUAUUUCAUACAAACUACCUUGUAGUGGUAGGAGACUGCUGCCGUCCCAACUGGCCUCAUCUGAUGUAGGUCACCUUUGUACUUCCUAUAACACAUACCUGCAGUGACAUUUUAUUCUCCUGAUAUGUUUUCUCACAGCUACAGAGAUCAUGUUUUUAUUGAUUUAUUUCUUCAUUCAGAUGUUUUUGCAUAAUUAAUAUUUAAAUUCUCUAAACUGAGGAAAUUGAACCAACUACAUGUAUCUUUUUUUCUGUGUGACACUUGUAUUUUCGAGAGCAGUGUUAUCAUUCUAUAAUCCAUUGAUUUGUGUUGAGUCAUAGGCAAAUGAAAAAUCACCUCUCCUGCUUCUGUUUUAGCAACAUUUUUACAUUGAAGAAAGUGGUAUUUGUCUACUGCAUUGAAGAUGUUUUAUGUAUUAUAAUUGACUACUUGCAUGUACAUUCUCUUUGGGAAUUUUUGAUUUUUCAACUUACAUUAAUGAUAUUAAUGUUUCUGAAUUUCUACAUUUGGGAACUGUCACUACAGUUUAUUUGUUUAUAUAAAUAUCUGUGCUCUUUUAUGUAUGUUUUGCAGUUUUGUGUUACUGUUUAUUGUUUCUAUGUUUGCUUUACUGAUCUAAGCCAGUUUUUAUAGAAUUGCACUGUGUAAGAAUAAACACAAUUUAAUGAUGGCCCUUUUAUGUUGUGUAUGCAUUAAGGCUGCAUUUGUACAGUUCAUGUGAAGGUACAGUAUGAAAUAGGGGGCUGCAUAUUGUGUUAACUCAAAAUGUUCCACAUGCCUGCAAACAAUAGCAUCUUUCACAGUGACAAAUGCCUAUCAGUGGAGAGUAAUAAACACUUUAUUUGCUGAAUUAAAA
This is a messenger RNA of Erpetoichthys calabaricus (reedfish), 2999 nucleotides long. It is a transcript of the gene rnf141, whose product is annotated as ring finger protein 141. Bases 192 to 887 code for a protein of 231 amino acids. The record is from RefSeq and is a predicted model, not a curated record. Lineage: Eukaryota; Metazoa; Chordata; Cladistia; Polypteriformes; Polypteridae. Gene Ontology annotation, molecular function: ubiquitin-protein transferase activity. The transcript is spliced from 6 exons. Gene Ontology annotation, biological process: protein autoubiquitination.